This is a messenger RNA of Microthlaspi erraticum, 1674 nucleotides long. NCBI's taxonomy places the organism in Eukaryota, Viridiplantae, Streptophyta, Magnoliopsida, Brassicales, Brassicaceae. The record is from the annotation of a GenBank genome assembly.
AUGUCAGUUGCUAGUGUUGUAGCUCUUAGUCCAGCCCUGGAGGAACUUGUGAACUUUCCAGGUUUUAUUGGACGGUUUGGUCUCAACUUAGACGACCCAAUCUUGAUUUUCCUGACUAUUGCUGGAUCUCUGAACCCGAAGCGGGUUAUGGAGUCAGGUUCAAUAGCGUCGGUGAAGCUAAGGAUUCAGAGUAUCAAGGGAUUUUUUGUGAAGAAGCAGAAGCUGGUGUACGAAAGUAGAGAGAUAGCUCGAAAUGGUUAUGGUCUUGGUGAUGGGAAGCUGUUGCAUUUGGUUAUUAGGCUUUCAGAUCUCCAAGCCAUUUCCGUAAAGACAGUUGGCGGGAAGGAGUUUGAGCUCUUUGUUGAGAGGAGUAGAAACGUUGGAUACGUGAAGCAGCAAAUAGCUUUAAAGGGGAAGGAGCUCGUGAAUCCUUGGGAUCAUGAACUCACAUUAGAUGGUGAAGAGCUUGAUGACCAGAGACUCAUCACUGAUCUCUGUAAAAACGGAGAGAAUGUGAUUCAUUUGCUAAUUAGGAAAUCCGCUAAAGUCAGAGCAAACCCAGUUGGGAAAGAUAUUGAGGUUUCUAUUGAAGUUGGAACUCACAAGAACAGUUCACCACAAGCAAAGCCUAAAGAUCUCUUGGUGGAGCCUGUUGUUGUUAACCGUGAAAUCGAACUGCCUUCAUUGCUCAAAGAGCUUAUCAGCUCCACUAUAGAAGGCUUGGAGAAGGGAAAUGGCCCGGUCAAAUCAUCUGAUGGAUCAGGGGGAGCUUAUUUCAUGCAAGAUCCAUCCGGACACAAGUACGUCUCUGUCUUCAAGCCCAUUGACGAGGAGCCAAUGGCUGUGAACAAUCCACACGGAAUGUCAGUUUCAGUUGACGGCGAGGGACUAAAGAAAGGCACACAGGUCGGUGAAGGAGCUAUCAGAGAAGUAGCAGCCUACGUCUUGGACUAUCCCAUGACCGGAUCACGGACUUUCCCUCAUGACCAAACCGGUUUCGCUGGAGUCCCGCCAACAACAAUGGUUAAAUGCUUGCACAAAGGCUUCAACCAUCCCAAUGGUUACAGCGUCUCUCCUGAGAAUGUAAAGAUCGGUUCGCUGCAGAUGUUUGUGAACAACGUUGGAACUUGUGAAGAUAUGGGAUACAGAGUCUUCCCUGUUGAUCAGGUUCACAAGAUAUCGGUUCUCGACAUGAGGCUGGCUAAUGCAGAUCGCCACGGUGGCAACAUUUUGGUUAGCCGUGACGGAGAAGAUGGUCAGAUCAGGCUUACUCCAAUCGACCACGGCUAUUGCAUCCCCAAUAAGUUUGAAGAUUGCACAUUUGAGUGGCUAUAUUGGCCUCAAGCAAAAGAGCAAUACUCUCCAGAGAUAUUGGAAUACAUCAAAUCUUUGGACUCUGAGAAAGACAUUGAACUUCUGAGAUUCCAUGGCUGGGAGAUUCCGGCUUCGUGCACACGUGUCCUCCGCAUCUCGACCAUGCUUCUCAAGAAAGGUGCUGCAAAGGGUCUCACAGCAUUUGCAAUCGGAAGCAUAAUGUGCAGAGAAACACUUACGAAAGAAUCUGUGAUCGAACAAAUCAUACACGAUGCAGAAGCCAUGGUGUCACCAGAGAGUACUGAGGAGCAGUUUAUCAGCGCCGUCUCUGCUGUUAUGGACAACUGUCUCGACCUUUGA